This is a messenger RNA of Aplosporella prunicola CBS 121167, 921 nucleotides long. RefSeq lists its product as uncharacterized. The transcript has a single exon. NCBI's taxonomy places the organism in Eukaryota, Fungi, Ascomycota, Dothideomycetes, Botryosphaeriales, Aplosporellaceae. The record is from RefSeq and is a predicted model, not a curated record. The coding region runs from base 76 to 879 and encodes 267 amino acids.
CACCAGCAGCCAGCUCAGCAGGCAGAAAUCAAAACUCCGCUACGCAAGUCACACAACCUCAAUCUCUCAAAGAAAAUGGCACCCCCCAGCUUCAAAAGCAGCGUCAGCAUAACGCACAUCGGCACGGCCACCGCGAUCCUCAGCAUCGACGGCAUCAACAUCCUCACGGACCCGUUCUUCGGCCGCGAAGGCGCCACCUGGGGGCACGGCGCAAACACACUGCACGACGCGGAGAAGCCCGCGCUCAGCCUCGCCUCGCUACCACCCAUCGACGCGGUGCUGCUCAGCCACGAAGACCACCCCGACAACCUCGACGAGGUCGGCCGCCAGCUGCUCGACGCGCGCACCGUGCUGACCACGCGCGCGGGCGCGAAGAACCUGGCUCCGCGGCCCGGCGUGCAGGGCCUUGCGGCCUGGGAAGCCGUCACCCUGAAUCUCGGCGGGAAGGCGUUCAAGGUCACCGCUACGCCGUGCACGCACGUGCCCGGCGGCGAGGUCGUGGGCUUCGUGCUCGAGAGCGCCAGCUUCGGCACCAGUCCCGAGGGCCUGCCCAACGCGCUCUGGUUCUCGGGCGACACGGUGUACAUCGAGGAGCUCAAGGAGCUGCGCACCAAGUGGCAUGUUGUCGCCGCGAUUCUGAACCUGGGCUGCGCGCACGCGGUUCUGGAGGAUGGGACCAGCCUGCAGAUCACGAUGGGCGGGAAGGAGGGCGCCAAGUUGGUACGCGAGAUUGGCGCCGAUUUGCUCGUCCCUAUGCAUUAUGAGUCUUGGGGCCAUUUUACCCAGUUUGGGAAGGAUUUGGUUAGGGUGUUUGAGGAGGAAGGUGUUGCUGAUAGGGUUUGUUGGCUUGAGUAUGGAAAGCCGAAGAAUGUGUUUUAGGGGUGGACUGAGGAGCGCUUAGGGAAGCUAUAGAAGUGCGAG